AUGCAUUUAAUUGCACUGAAUAUUCCAGAUCUACUCAUUAACUUGUGGCGAUAUAAUUUUGACUGUGAAAAAACUGACAGCAAGCAUAGUUGGGACUGGGGGGUUUUACAAGGUGAUACAUGGAAACAACAUGGCCAGGCUAUCGCAGACUCCACCCCAUAUCUUCCUGGCCCGUUUGAUUGCCCUCCCCGGAACCCAGCAGAGAAAAUUUCCAGUGGAUACAAGGCCUGGGAGUUUCUUCUUUAUGUUUAUGGGCUCGCACCAGCUUUCCUGUAUAAUGUUCUCCCUGAAAAAUAUUGGAGAAACUUCUGCAAACUUGUUUUUAGUGUUCAGAUUUUCAACCAGCACCAUAUUCUUACAGUAGAUCUACAACAGGCCCACAAACGAAUGCUUGAAUUCACUGCAGAGUUCGAGGUUCUGUAUUAUCAACAAUGUGCUGAUCAGCUACAUUUUGUACGACUGUCCUUACACACUGCUCAACAUCUUGGCCCAGAAGUUCGGACAAUUGGUAACCUGGGACAAGAGAUCCGUCAGCCAUCUAACCCAUAUGCUAACCUCUCUCAACGCGGCCUCCUUCUCUCUCAAAUUAAUGCAUUGAAGGCUAUGAUUCCGUCCCUCAGUCCACCCACAAAUCCAAUUCCGAAGGGGGGAGUAGAUAUUGGUGAUGGGUACCUUUUAUUGCGCGCAAAGGAGAACUGUGAAGCUGAAGUAAUUCAAUCUUACCUCUCAGGAAAUCAAAGCUACGACACAGAAUUCCAGUCAAAGAUUACAAGAUGGGCCCGUAUUCGUCUUCCAAAUGGACAAGUAGGACGGUCUUUGUGGAAGGAAGCACUAAAGGCAAAGGGAAAAUGCAGAGUAGCGAGAAACGUCAAGCUUCUUCUCUCUGGAAAAUUGGUGUUUGCAGAAGUCUACUAUUAUUUCAUCUUAUGCAUGCAGAAUAAUAGCGAGAAAAGGCCGGUAGCUCUGGUAUCAUUUUAUUCCGAACCCCACAACACUCUCCUCAAGGCAUCUUUUGGCACUGUCUGGUCCUGUACAUCCCAGGGUGAUUCGUCACUUCAUGUGGUUAGCAUCAAAGCAAUUCUGUCAGUUGUUGCAAUGGUUCCUCACACUCCAUUUCCUACUAGUAAUGAUGUAACUGAAAGGUUUUUUGUUGUAGAGAAGCCAGGAUUGGACGUAGCUCAUAUGAUUCAUAACAAUAAUGUAUUAGAGGAGUAG
Serpula lacrymans var. lacrymans S7.9 is the source of this 1215-nucleotide messenger RNA. RefSeq lists its product as uncharacterized. Lineage: Eukaryota; Fungi; Basidiomycota; Agaricomycetes; Boletales; Serpulaceae. The coding region runs from base 1 to 1215 and encodes 404 amino acids. The record is from RefSeq and is a predicted model, not a curated record. The transcript has 4 exons.